AUGUCUCAACCAUCAAAAGAUUCUCCCAUCGUCAUCAUCGGUGCUGGAACCUGGGGUAUCAGCACCGCCCUCCAUCUCGCUCGCAGGGGGUACAAGGAUAUAAAACUUCUCGACAAAUACCCCGUUCCUUCACCAAUAUCAGCUGGAAAUGAUGUGAACAAGUUCCUCGAGCUGGACUCCUCCCCUGUCGGUGACUACGUCUCCAAAACCAUCGCGCAGGCGACGGUCAGUGGAUGGAAGAACGAUCCUGUCUUCCAGCCCUACUACCAUGACGCCGGUGCAAUUAUUGCAGCAACCUCGCCGGGCGCGAGAGAGGACAUUUCCUCUGGCGGCGGCAUGACUGCUGCCAAUGGCUGGAUACCACGGUCUACGGCGCAGGAGUUCCGUGAAACGAUGCCUCUAGGCGUGCUGACGGGAGACUUCCCUGGCUGGAAAGGUUACUGGAAGAAGGACGGGGCCGGCUGGGUGGCUGCGCGUAAGAGCAUGGAGAGUGCCGCUAAGGAGGCAGCCAGGCUGGGAGUCGCGUUCCUAUCUGGACCUGCUGGAGAGGCCAGGGAGCUUGUCUAUGAAGAUGAUGGGGCCGCCGUGAGGGGGGUGCGUACUGCGGAUGGCCAAGUCCAUCUGGGAGCGAAGACCAUCUUAUGUACCGGGGCUGCGGCAGAGAGCCUUCUCGACAUGAAGGACCAGCUGAGACCUACGGCAUGGACCUUGGCUCAUAUCAAGAUGACGCCGGAGGAGGUGAAGCUCUAUAAAGAUCUACCCGUUUUAUUCAACGUCGAGAGAGGCUUCUUCAUGGAACCGGACGAGGACAAGCAUGAGCUGAAGAUAUGUGACGAACAUCCGGGAUACUGUAACUGGGUGAUGGAGGGAGGGAAGCUCAAGAGUAAGCCAUUCGCGAGGCACCAGAUCCCUCUCGAGUCCGAAGAGCGAGUGCGUCAGUUCCUGAAGGAAACGAUGCCACAUCUAGCCAGUAGACCGUUGAGUUUUGCUCGGAUAUGUUGGUGCGCUGAUACUCCAGAUCGCAAAUUCCUCAUCAGUACGCACCCGGAGCACCGAAACCUGGUGCUCGGCGUCGGCGGUUCAGGCCACGGGUUUGCGCAUAUUCCAUCUGUGGGAUCGUUCAUUGCAGACGUGAUGGAAUCGAAACUAGACCCAAGGUUGGAGAAGGCCUUCCGAUGGCGACCUGAGACUGCUGUUGGGAGGGACUGGGGAGCGUUGCAGGGCCGCUAUGGCCCAGAUGGAAGUAACCGUGUGAUGAACUUUCAGGAUAUCAAGGAGACCGAAUGGACGACCAUUGGAGCGGAUUGA
Molecule: messenger RNA, 1308 nt
Organism: Microsporum canis CBS 113480
Lineage: Eukaryota; Fungi; Ascomycota; Eurotiomycetes; Onygenales; Arthrodermataceae
Product: fructosyl amine:oxygen oxidoreductase
Exons: 2
Coding region: 1-1308 (435 amino acids)
Molecular function (GO): saccharopine oxidase activity; flavin adenine dinucleotide binding; sarcosine oxidase activity
Source: RefSeq, a predicted model, not a curated record